Molecule: messenger RNA, 7188 nt
Organism: Stegastes partitus (bicolor damselfish)
Lineage: Eukaryota; Metazoa; Chordata; Actinopteri; Pomacentridae
Gene: atg9b
Product: autophagy related 9B
Exons: 13
Coding region: 555-2984 (809 amino acids)
Biological process (GO): piecemeal microautophagy of the nucleus; protein localization to phagophore assembly site; reticulophagy
Cellular component (GO): phagophore assembly site; autophagosome
Source: RefSeq, a predicted model, not a curated record
GAUGGGUAUUUUUGGAAAUCAACUAACGGACCCCGGGACAGACUGAAGACCCUGGUAUCGUAACCACAGCACACCUGUGCGUAUUAAUACGAACUCCGGUCGAGAUUGGACUUAAAGCGAAGACGAAAGAAGAUCAAGAUCAGCAGAUGGACGGAGCAAGUCGGGAACAAAACAAACCGUGUCACCCUGACUACAUGAGUGGCUGAAUCAUUCACAGGCUAGCCAGACACCAGACUGUUGGCUUAGGUAGUAAUCUUUAAUGAACGCAACCGGCAUCCAUUAGUAAAGCUACCGAAGCUUCGUGUGCUGAAUUUUUAACUCCAACGCAGUAUUUUACAUGUCAUGGCAGUGUAGGGUUACACAAGCGCUGUCCGUCAGACUAGCAAGUUAGCAAGCUAAUGCUAGCCGUAGCUACCCUGACUUGGAAUGCUUAGAGCUGCCAAGUAGCUAGCAAAAACAGAAUGUAGCUGAAGCUGCGAGGCGGCAUUCGUUUCGUACAGUGUUUACCACAAGUAGCUCGUCAGUUGGGACUGAGUUGAAGAAUGUGAAGCACAAUGGCCAACUUUGAAGCCUACCAGGAGUAUCAGAGAAUUGAGGAGUUCGAGGAGGACUCGCCGCCAGGGGAGGAGGAUUUACUGGUGCAUGUGCCCGAAGGCCUGAAAGACUCAUGGCACCAUAUCAAGAACCUGGAUAACUUCUUCACAAGAAUUUAUCAUUUUCAUCAAAAGAAUGGCUUCGCCUGUAUGAUGUUGACAGAGUUUUUUGAACUUGUCCAGUUUUUGUUUGUUGUCACAUUCACAACGUUCCUUGUCAACUGUGUGGAGUAUGAUGUCCUGUUUGCCAAUCGAGCGGUCAACCACACCGGGCCAGGCCAGAACCCUCUGGAUAGGAAUAAAGUCACUCUGCCGGAUGCCAUCCUGCCCAGCCAGCAGUGCACUCAGAGGAUUCAGGACAACAGCUGGAUCAUAUUCCUUCUCAUCAUGGCCGCCAUCUUCUGGAUCUAUCGUCUUGUUAAAGUCUUUUGCAAUGUGUUGAGCUACUGGGAGAUCAGGCAGUUCUACAUCAAAGCGCUGAAGAUCAGAAUGGAUGAACUAUGCAACUUCACAUGGCAGGAAGUUCAGGACCGGCUGAUCAGCCUGCAGAGGGAACAGCAAAUGUGCAUACACAAAAAAGAGCUGACCGAACUCGACAUCUAUCACCGCAUCCUGCGCUUUAAGAACUACAUGGUGGCCAUGAUAAACAAAUCCCUGCUGCCGGUACAGCUGCAGGUGCCCUUGCUGGGAAAUGUGGUGUUCCUCACCCAGGGCCUCAAGUACAACUUUGAGCUCAUCCUCUUCUGGGGCCCCGGCUCCCUGUUUCAGAAUAAGUGGAACCUGCACCCCAAGUACAAGCGCAGCGGGAACCGGCUGGAGCUCGCCCAGCAGCUCAGCAGAGUCAUCCUGCUGAUAGGUUUGGCCAACUUGCUGCUGUGUCCCUUCAUCCUGGUGUGGCAGGUGCUGUAUGCGUUUUUCAGCUACACGGAAGUGAUCCGCAGAGAACCCGGGAGUCUGGGCGCGCGGCGCUGGUCCCUGUACGGCCGCCUGUACCUGCGUCACUUCAACGAGCUGGACCACGAGCUGCACGGACGUUUAGGUCGCGGCUACAAACCCACCUCCAAAUACAUGAACUCGUUUACGUCGCCGCUGCUCACUGUGCUGGCGAAGAACAUCGCCUUCUUCUCAGGCUCAGUGCUGGCUGUUCUCAUUGCACUGACAGUUUAUGACGAGGACGUUCUGACAGUGCAGCACAUUCUGACUGCUAUCACUGUGCUGGGGGUGGUUAUAACGAUCACCAGGUCUUUUAUCCCAGACGAGCAUAUGGUGUGGUGUCCAGAACAGCUGCUGCAGUGCGUGCUGGCACACAUUCACUACAUGCCAGACCACUGGAGGGGCAAUGCUAACAAGAGCGAGACCCGUGACGAGGUUGCACAGCUGUUCCAGUACAAAGCGGUGUUUAUCUUGGAGGAGCUGCUUAGUCCGAUUGUCACGCCCUUCAUUCUCAUCUUCAUCUUGAGAAACAAGUCCCUGGAAAUCAUUGAUUUCUUCAGGAACUUCACCGUGGAGGUGGUCGGAGUUGGAGACAUAUGUUCCUUUGCUCAGAUGGACAUCAGACGCCAUGGAAACCCAACAUGGAUGUCAGAGGGCCAGACGGAGGCCUCCGUGUACCAGCAGGCUGAGAAUGGCAAGACUGAGUUGUCCCUCAUGCAUUUCACCAUAAAGAACCCGCGCUGGCAGCCGCCGCAGGAGAGCUCAGUGUUCAUCAGCCACUUGAAGGAGAAGGUGCACCAUGAUGCACAGGGCGGCCCGUCCACCCAGCUGCUGCUCUCCGAGGCUCCUCUCUGCACCUCACUACAGUCCAACGAGUCCGGCACCGGGCCUGAUAACCUUCUGGCCAGCGUCCUUGCCCACCCUAUUCUGACUGCAUCAGGACUACAAGGGCGGGACAGUCGCUUCAUCCCGCCAAGCACUGCUGCCUCCGCUGCAGCCAGCGUCCUGGCCUCUUUGUCCACCUCCCAGCUCGCGCAUGCCGGCCGUGGCCGCUCACAUCACAGCCUCCUGCCCACCUCGGUCCACCCGGAGACCACCAUGUACCGCAGCGAUCGCACCUUCAUUGACAGUAUGUCUAACAGUGACUCUCGCAUUCGGAGCAAUGCGCUGCACUCAGAGUUUGCCUCAGCAGAGAUGAGUCUCCACGCCAUCUACAUGCACGAGCUCCACCAGCAGAGCUCCCACCCACAGAGAGCGUCGGGCCAGUGGCAGAAUCCAGUGCCAAUGAGAGAACUGCACACAAACACUGGUUUCCAGGGACACGGUGGCCUUGGUUCCAGCAUGCCUGCCCCGGUCCACCUUGGCGGCUGGCAAGAGGAGGAAGAAGAGGAGAAUGAAGAUGAUCAGGAGAUAAAUAGUGGAUCUGCUCCAAAACAGGGCACUGGGAGUAGUUGUUGAAGUGCCUUUUGUCAUAAGGUAUAUGCUCUCAUUUGUGUAAUACCACGCAUCCACAGUCCAUCCUUUGUGGUUCUGUAUUCUGUGGCAUUGUUUGUUGAACCUAUUGAUGGCCUUUUAUCCUCCGAGGAUACAUUGCCAUGAUAAUUUCUCUUCUCUCUCUCUCUCUCUCUUUUUGUGUUUUUUUUGUAGUGUUUACAUUUUGCUUUCUUCAAAGAACAUUGUGGCCUUAGAUGAUCUUCAUGGAGAAAUUAGCAUGGACCUUUAAUACACCGUUCAGCGUUUGUUGUAGGAGGGGCUCAUUGAAUAACCACUAUCUCUGCACCUCCGCACCUCAUCCUGUCAUAUCAGGCAGACUAUGGCAUCAGGGAAACCAUACGUCUUCCGUCCACUUCAUCCUGGUUUCGUCAUUAACUUGUACAGACUGCAUAUAAAGCUCACGUGACAGAGAGACAGUAGAGUGUGUUCACUGGGUCGACUGGUGUCGGUUGUGGGCAGUGUUAUUGUGAAAUGCAAAAAGGCUCAUCAAAGCUUCUGCUGUGCCUGUGUGUGUGCACAGGUCGAGUAUUUGUGCAUCACAAGGUUUAACAGUGCAAGUAUAGCUGAAGCUCCACAGAGAUGGAGGAGUCUUGAUCUGUGCUACAGGACAAAGACUGCAAAUUGUAUCUUAGCUGCCUGAACAAUUUUUAUCACCUAAAAAAAGAAAAGAAAAAAACCUUCAAUAUUUCAACUGUGCUGUUUGACCCUUGUGAUAUGUAAAUACACUUUUGCGUCUUACUAAUCCUUUUAAACCUAAUCCUUUUUUUUUUUUACUUCAAGAGCUAAUCCUUGAAAAAGAUACCAAGUAUUGAUAUGAAAAAGAAAAAAAGCUGACUGUACAGUAGCCGUACUACUACAACACCAUGUGUAUCUGGAACAAGCUCUGUUGGGCCUAGAUAGAGUUAUAUAACAUGUCUUUGAACCAGACGUACACAUGCUUUGAUGCUGCUAUCUGUGUUUAUUGUUCCUAAAUGCAGAUUUUGUUCAGUAUUAAUAUUUCUACGGCUGAUGUAUCAACAUAUUUGCUUUUCUUAAAAAACAAAACAACAACAAAAAAACAACAAACAGGACUGAAAUAUUGGGCACCAAGUACACUUGGCCUCAAAAUCCCAAUGCAGAUAGAAGAUGCCUUUUAAGACUUAUUGAGCUGGACACAAAGUCAGCUUUAUGCCUUAACACCCAAAUAAAAGCAUCUAUUUAAAUCCUAGUUUUCCGUAUUACCUCAGAAGAAACACUAAUACUUCAAUCGAUACCUCUGCAGUGUAUUUACAGUUGUGUAAAUAUUUAUACAUGUGGAUUUUUUUUUGCAGUGUACAGAUGCAUCUUUUAACUGCAUUUUGAUUUUAAUGGCAGGUGUAAAUGGAAACUAUUUCAUUUCUGCUUCUUAUUUCCUGCCCAGCCGAUGUUUCGAGUCGAGCUCUGAUGUCCCAGAAAUGGUAGAAUCAUUUUUAAGAACAAAACAGGGUGGUGUUGCUUUUACAAAUCUCUCUUUUUGUGUGUAUAUUAACAUUGCUUGUGUCCCUUUUCCCCCCAAAAUGCUCACAUAAAAAACGGAAUGCAUCAUAAGGGCUGAUUUCAGAGUGUGCACUGUUGCAUCUGCAUCUUUAGAAUUGAAGAUUUUAGGACAGUAGAGCACAAGGAGAAAAAGCUUUUGCGUCGGCGGCAUCAAUCGUUAGCUUUAGCAGUAUUUAUUACCCGUCUCCCCCCACGUAUUUAAUUAAUACAACUAUAAAUGUAUUAUUUAUUUUAUAAAAAUUAUCUGGAUUGUUUUGCCAAAAGAGAAAAAAAAAAAAGCUUUUGCAUAUGCUUAGAAUCUUUUUAAUGAAAGAAAAAUUCCCCCCAAAUUUUUUGAUUAAAAACAAAAAAUGAAAAAGGUUUUACUCGUGCACAGAUGACAUGCCCAGCUGCAUGAUGUUGAAUGUGAUUUACACUCAAACGGGGACUGAAUCAGCUUGUUGAUGUAGUGUGCAAAAUAUCCCUCGACCCAUUUUUACUGCAUUCUGCAAAUAGUACAUCACAGUAAUAUAAAUCCCAUCUUCCUCGGCUGCAGAGCAUCAGAGGCGACAGAUACGUCUUCACCCUCUUUAGAAACUAUUCCACUGUUGUUGUUUUUGUUGCUGAGUGUGUCUGUGUCGGUGGAAGGGAUGCAUUUUACUCCUGCGUAAUUAUGCUAACAAUAACUCAGACGUUUGCACUGACAGAAAACCGUUUUCUAAAUGUGUGUGAGUGUAUGUGUGUGUGUGUGUGUGUGUGUGUAUAUAUAUAUAUACAGUGCUUGCAUCAGUGACAGUGUAGAAAAGACAGGUCUUGUCAGGUCAGUGUUCCUCCUGAUCAGUCUCCUCCUCACGUUGUAUAUAAGCGUAACAUCAGCAUGUAUUGUCAUUGUCCACAGCAGACCACAAGGAAACCCUGUGGCCUGUCGCGUGAGGUCACGCUUACCUCUGGUCAGUAAAAUAUCACCCUGUAGGGAAUAACGUGUGUUUCUGUCACACACUUCAAUAUGCUUACAUGGGUUUGUGCUCACAGUUUUCACGGCGUGUGUUUCAAACGUGGUGAGUUUAUGUUGCAGAGACACUGGAGUCUCCACGAAAAGCAUCCAACGUUAGUCGUUUUAUUAUAAGCAGAAGCAGUGCCUUAGUAUUAAGGAUUUGCUCUUUUUAGAAGCCAUUUCAUGUAAACCUGUCAGAUUUAAUUUCAAAGACCUAACAGCACAUGCGAUGUACAGUAUUUUGGAUCAGUAAGUCAGUGUGUGUAGCGUCACGUAUGUAGUGGAACUGGUGGUGUGGCAUGCGGGAUGCAAACUGAUGUGUCAGUCUGUUGUGUCUGGCAGCGCACUUCUUCUCGUCACGGUGUCUAGGAUUGCACUGUCUUCAAUAUUGUAAAGAUAAGCAGGAGCACGCCUUGUAAUUGGCAGCGUCAUCACGGCCAAACCUCUCAUCACACUUUGGUUUCUUACCCACUACACGCCAGUCGAAGAAUCACAGUGACUGGAACAAGGUGCUAAGUUUUCAUCCUGAAAUGGUGAAUAUGUUUUGAGACAUGUCUUGGUUUUUGUUUGUUUGUUUUGUUAUAAAGGUUUGUCUGUCUGCUUUGUUCUGUAAAUUAAGAAACGUCAGCUGAAAAAUGAAACAUGCCAAAAGAACUUUGUUUUCGGCACAGCUUUACAAUACGUGUUGUUGUUUUCUGUGAGUGAGUAGAAAAAGGCAAAUAAAUCUUAUUUUGAGUGUAUUUAAUCAUUUCAUGUGUGGUUGAUUAUGUAUCGUUUACUUGAAAUAAAAAUCUAUUUUAAUUUUGCUGGUUUUGAUUCGCUGUGGCCAGUUAGCGGCGUCAGCCUGCAGCACAUUCGCUCUGAACUCUGACAGCCGGUUUUGUUGGAAAUAACUCUGUUAGUUUUUGUUUUUUUCAAUUCCAAGGUUUAAAAAAUUUGAAUGUGAAACACUUUCUUUAAAAUCAUUUGCCACCAUUCACAGCCAAGCUGUCUUUUGGUCCAAAAUACCAUCUAAGGAUGAAGCAUUUACUGGAUGGAUUAUCGUCAUUAUUGUAAUUACGGAUGAGUUUGGUGACGCUUGGCUGUUAUGUAGCACCGCCGACAACACCAUAUCUUAUUAACUGCUAGCUGUUGUUUGCAUGUAUUUCCUUAAAAAUCUCUAGAUACAAUAUAAUAAUAGCAAAGCACUGGUAGUUUAAAAUAUAUUGACAAGAAAGAACAAAGUAUUCAAUAAUCAGAAAGAAUUUGACAAGUAGAAACGUCUCUAAAUUGAUGCCAGCUGUCAUUUAUUGUAGACUCACUGCACAAAUGUGAGACAGACUUAUGCAUACCUUCUUCUCCCCUCUUUCUUGCUCACUGAUCCUCUUCAAAUUCUAGUCAGCUGAUUCCUCUUACCAUCCAUCCAUCCAUCCAUCCAUCCAUCCAGAUCUCACAUAUAAGGACACUUAGAAUGAUUUGCACCUAAGCUGAUUUUCAAGAGGAUCUUCCAUCCUAACACCUAAUCAAGUGAUGUUUUUUAUGAUUUAAUAAGGACUUUUAUCUCUCUUCAUUUUGUACUUUUAUGGUUCUUGUUGCAUAACCUCACUAACCUGUGCUGCCCCAUGUUAUGAUGUAUGAUAUCUCCCAUGUACAAUACUGUAAAUUCUGUCCACGUUGUAAAUAAACACACUGCGUUUGCUA